AGGACAACAUCCAUGGCUUAAUCUUUAUUCCAGAGGGUCAUCAAAUAUUAUAUAGUAUAGUAUAGUAUAGUAACAUAUAAAUCGAAGAUAUUGUUGUUCUUUGAAUCUUUUUCUUCACAAAAACCAAAGCAGAUUUUGAAGAUACCGUAUCACACAUGGUCUGAUAUCAUUUUCUUCAAACUGUUGAGAUCCCCAGGAUUACGUACAUCAUAGUCAUACAUAAUUAUGUACAUAUACAUAUACAUAUACAUAUAUAUAUAUAUAUAUCUUCUACUUUCAAAUGGGUUUUCAUAAACUCAAAAAUUCAUAUAUAUCUUGUAUUGUAUUUUCAACUUUAAUUUGUUUUGCUCGUUAGUUUAUGUUAGUUGAUCACUCUUGCAAAUUGCAAUGGCUGUGGAUGCACAAUUUCAUGUUCUUGCUGUUGAUGAUAGCCUCAUUGAUAGAAAGUUGAUUGAGAGACUCCUCAAAUCAUCUUCAUUUGAAGUAACUGCAGUGGAUUCAGGCAAUAAAGCUCUGGAAUUGCUGGGGUUGGUUGAUGAGAGUAACAAUGAUGAAGAUAGUGAUUCUAAUAUUAAUCUUCAUUAUGAUCAUAAUGAUAUUGAAGUUAAUUUGAUCAUAACUGAUUAUUGCAUGCCUGGAAUAACUGGCUACGAUUUACUCAGAAAGAUCAAGGAGUCUAAAAAUCUUAGAGACAUUCCAGUGGUAAUUAUGUCUUCCGAGAAUAUUCCUGCACGAAUCAGCAGGUGUUUGGAAGAAGGAGCGGAAGAAUUUUUGUUAAAACCUGUUCAGUUAUCGGAUGUUGACAAGCUUAAACCCCACAUAAUGAGGAGCAGAUCAAAGGAACCACAUUACAUUGAAAAAAAUAACAAGAGAAAAAGUGAUGAUGAUGAUGAUGAUGAUAUAUCUCCUAAUAAGUCAAGGAUGAAAUUGAUCACUGAUCAUGAAGUACUUUCAUUCCUUGCAUUAUAAUUACUUGUUGCGUUUCAGAUUACAAUUUUACUACGAUAUUUCAUCCCUUUUUCGUUUUUUAAAUGUCAUCUUCCAAUUUUUAUUAUUAUAUGUAAGGAAAUUCUACAAUAGAGAGAUUAUCAAUGUGAAAAGAGUCCAUUUUUCCUUCUAAAGUUCAUGAAGGUGUAGUACAAUGGUAAGAGCGUAAUUAGAUUGCGAUGAAGCAUGUAAUACUUCAUACUUGUAUAGAGCUAUGAUUAAAUACAAAUUCCUAAUUUUGUUUUUCUGGA
Messenger RNA from Beta vulgaris subsp. vulgaris (sugar beet), 1238 nucleotides. RefSeq names its product two-component response regulator ORR9. The coding region runs from base 388 to 969 and encodes 193 amino acids. The transcript is spliced from 5 exons. Gene Ontology annotation, biological process: cytokinin-activated signaling pathway; phosphorelay signal transduction system. The record is from RefSeq and is a predicted model, not a curated record. Lineage: Eukaryota; Viridiplantae; Streptophyta; Magnoliopsida; Caryophyllales; Amaranthaceae.